AUGGCAUGUCGACUUCGGGGUAUUCAUUACGGAGCUAUGGGAUUACCGACGUUCCAUUCCUUCGGAUUCAUAGUGCAUGUAUUAAAUCCUGCUGUCAAUUCAUAUCCAGUCGCCCUACACACCCCGCAAGAUCCUCGUCCUCCGAUAAUCAGCGAUCCACAGAGCGUUUACCAGGCCGCGAAGCUGACUGGAUGCAAUGGAUUAUACUGCUUCCCGUCCUUUGCCGAGGUCUGGUCGCAGUCGCAGGAAGUUAUCGACUAUCUGAAGACGCUUAAGAUCCUAAUCUAUGCAGGUGGACCGCUGUCUCAUUCAACUGGGUCAAAGCUAUUUCAGGCGGGCAUCAAACUGUCUUGCGUAUACGGUGGAACCGAAUUUGGCACGCCCGUGAGGAUUUGGGAUGAGUCUCCCGGUUCACUGCACACGUCCGGGGUCGACCCGGCAUGGCAGUAUAUUCAGAUUCGCAAAACCAUUACCGUUAGAUGGGAACCGCAAAGCGACGGCACGUACGAGUUGGUUAUUCCUGAAACUCCCAAUCACGAGUUAGCCAUGUACAAUAUUCCCGGAGAGAAGGCGUACGCUACGUCUGACCUAUUCGAGCCGCAUCCCACACGAAAGGGUCUCUGGCACAUGCCGUGGGUGGAAAAGGCGAAUGCAGAGGCCCCUGCGUUUGCCAGAAUCUUCCAAGAGAUGAUCAUUAUUGCCAACCCAAAGAGGCCUCCCCCGCGCGCAGCAAAGGGCACCAUCAUCCGAAAGCAAGCAAUAUCCCUGUAUGACGAGGAAAUUCGACGUCUGUACGAUGCCAUCGUCACUGGUACGGGUAUGCAGGAUACAACACACCCCAGGACAUGGAAAGAAGAAGAUUUGGUGCCCUGGCUACUUGAGCAGGCGACUUCUACCAACGGUGGCAAGGUACCGGUGGCUGAAAGCAGCCUGUUGGAACAAGGCUUCGACAGCCUAAGUGCAACACUCCUACGUAACCGCAUUGUCGCCAGCAUGCGGUCGUCCGACAAUCCGCUAGCGAGUCAAGCCGGCUCAGGCGUUUCACCGAGUCUGAUCUUCCAGUAUCCCAUCAUCCGAGAGCUUGCAUCUUUCCUCUCAUCUUCUAUCUACUCAUCGUUGCCGCACAGUCGAGAUCUCAUCGCCUCUAGCGCAUCGGUGGACGAAGUUGGCGACCUGAUCUCCAUGCACUGCAGUGAAAUGCCGCGGAUCGCUCCCGCGGUACCUGUGACCGAAGGCGAGAGUGCAGUCGUCCUGCUGACCGGUGCGACAGGCAACAUAGGAUCUCAUAUUCUCGCCUCGCUACUUCGUGACGGCCGCACGCUCCGAGUCUAUGUAUUGCUUAGGUCUUCGACUCAUGGAAUCGAGCAUCUGCUGACCACGCUGUCCGAGCGGGGGCUUGCAGUCACGCCGCAGGAUGAGGCACGGCUCACGGUGCUCGUCGGCGACACUACCAAGGAGAACUGGGGCCUCGAUAAUUCAACCUAUGAGGAGAUCCUAACGUCUGUCACUCACAUUGUCCAUAACGCAUGGACCGUCGACUUCAACCUUCCCCUUCGGUCAUUUCACUCCCAUAUCGCCGGUGUCCGAGCGCUGGUGGAUAUCUGUGCAAAGUCUCGCAGAACGAUCAAGAUCAUCUUCACGUCGUCGAUCAGUGUCGCAAGCAAGUGGGAAGAAUCCAAGGGUGCGGUGCCUGAAAGUGUCAUAAAGGACCCGAAGGUCGCAGUCGCCACUGGUUACAGUGCCUCGAAAUAUGUGGCGGAGCAGAUCCUCAGCGCUGCAGCGACGAACGGCGUCCAGGUAACGACCGUCAGGAUGGGCCAAGCAUGUGGAUCCAUUACUACGGGAUCAUGGGGUACGACCGAAUGGUUUCCUAUCAUGGUGAAGUCGAGCGUUGCUCUCGAGAGUCUUCCGGAUAUGCCUGGAAGCGUUGAUUGGGUGCCGCUUGACGUUAUCGGACAGGUGUAUUCCGAUUGGGUAUAUUCGAAGGACCCACUCCCUCCCCUAGUGAACUUUGUUCAUCCGAAGAGAACACCGUGGACGGUCAUCUUGCAAGGUCUUGAGGAAGGGCUCGCCAGACCCAUUCCGCUUGUGACAUUGUCGAAGUGGGUGGAGCAAGUAGAGGCUCUCUCAGCGAGAGCGACUGCCCCGGAUGUGGAUCGCAUCCCUGCAAUCAAGCUCGUUGCAUUCUUUCGGGACAUGUCCUCUCGGCGCGAUUCCGGCUCUGAAAAGAGCGUGCUGUACGCGACUUCGCUACUUGAGAGCUCGAGCCCGGUAAUUCGCAAGCUCCCUCCACUGAGCCAAGCGCAUGCCGCGAUGUGGGUGAAGUACUGGAAGUCCAAGGAGUUCAUUCUGUCCUAA
This is a messenger RNA of Phanerochaete carnosa HHB-10118-sp, 2358 nucleotides long. RefSeq lists its product as uncharacterized. NCBI's taxonomy places the organism in Eukaryota, Fungi, Basidiomycota, Agaricomycetes, Polyporales, Phanerochaetaceae. The record is from RefSeq and is a predicted model, not a curated record. Bases 1 to 2358 code for a protein of 785 amino acids. Gene Ontology annotation, molecular function: phosphopantetheine binding. The transcript is spliced from 11 exons.